Molecule: messenger RNA, 2502 nt
Organism: Didymodactylos carnosus
Lineage: Eukaryota; Metazoa; Rotifera; Eurotatoria; Philodinida; Philodinidae
Source: the annotation of a GenBank genome assembly
AUGAUAACCAAUGUGGCCAUAUUUAAAACGAGUUUAGGUGAUGGUUUAUCAUCAUUCGGGGCUGUAGCAUGGGCAGGGUUUAAUUUUGCUAAAACGGCUGUAAUUGGUGCUGGUCAUUUAUUUAGUGGCCGAUUUAAACGUGCCAUACAAAAUUAUGUGGUGUCGGAAUAUCAAAAAUUCAAUAUUAUUUGUUCAUUAAAACGGUUUAUGGUUGCAGAAGAAGAAUUCAGAAAGGCAUACGAUAAAUAUCUCACCGAGUAAGGAUAGAAGAUUGUAGUGUUAUUAGUUUUAAUGAGUUUACUCACAGUAUCAAUACGAGAAGGAGUUGAAAGGAAAUCCCAUGCAAAGUCCACUAACGAGGGAACCUUUCGAGGUGAUUAAACGCUUUUCGCUCGGAAUCUAGUGGAUUAUAGAUUAUCGCCCAUGCUGAUUACGAAUAUGACCAUGGAAGUUGCCCUUAGCCCGUUAAAGACCUGGUUUUCUAGAAAACCAGUUUUUCCGAAACUCUAAAAUAAAACUGGAACCUUUCUUAAUGAGGCAUGAUUGUAGCCCACAGAUUUCUGAUGAAAAUGAGACAUCUCCCAGCUUCACAUGACCUUUCUUUGCAAAGUUAUAGAACCUACAAGAAAAGCCCUACAUUAAUUUCUUUUUAUUUCUGUAGCCUUUAGCUGAUAACGAACAUUCAGGGCUUUUCUUGCAAAUUCUAUAACUGUGCAAAGAAAGGUCGUAUAAAGCUGGGAGGAGUCUCGUUUCAAUCAGAAAUGUGCGGACUACAAUCAUGCUUCAUUAAGAAAGGUUCCAGUUUAUUUUCCAGUUUUAUUUUAGAGUUUCUGAAAAACUAUUUUUCGAGAAAACCAGGGCUUCGAAGGGCUAGGGCAAUUCCCAUGGUCAUAGUCGUAAUCGGCAUGGUCGAUAACCUAUAACCCACUAGAUUCCGAGCAAAAAGCGUUUAAUCACCUCGAAAGGUUCCCUCGUAAGUAGUUCUAUAAAAGCUAUCCAUGUUCAACUUCUCUGAAACUAUCUGAGAUCUAAAAUACCACUUCUGAAACUAACCUUGCGUUGUUAGACGAUAAUAAAGGAUUUUUAUAAUCGACUAUAAUAAAUAUCCUCGUGAGUAUUUUUUGAAUACUUAUUUUCUUCUGUACAGCUCAUGACCAAUUUAUUUUUUAAAAACUUAUCGGUUCAGUUUUCUACGAUGAUCUAUCAAUAGAAUUCUUAUAAAGUGCCAUAGUAAAAGAUCUUACUGGUAGUACUAUAAUCAACUUGCAAACGAAAAUAAGAAUUCUUAAGAGUUUUACUCUUUAGGUCAGAUGGUGUGAAAGGUAUUAAUUGAUGAUUUUGUACCUCUGGAAAAAGUGCGAUCUUUUAGCUCUAAUCAAUAUUUUUUAUUACCAAUUUCACUUUAAGAAAAGCGAUUUAUUCUAUGUACCUACGGCUCAGAGGUUGACAAGUCCAAGUCCGGACCUGAAGGUUUUUGUAACGGACUUGGGCUUGGAGUUCUUUUAUCAGGUCGGUUUGAAGCUCAAUGGGUUGAAAUCUUUUACAUUCAACAACUAAAUGAGUAUAAUCUAAUACCCAAUUUAUUAAUCUUUUUUUCACAAAGAUGCAUCAAUUUAUGGAUAAAAUUUAUUUACCCCUCAUAUAUGAUUAUGACGUACUGUACAGUGCAGUGCUAUGAAGAACUUCGACUCGAACUUGAACUUCAAUUGGACUUGACUUAGAUUUGAAAAUGGUUGGACUUUUCCACCUCUACUUUGUCGAAAAUUUUAUUAUUUUAAGCCAUAGUUUGUUUAUGAAGACAUUUCUGAGGUGUUUUUUGAAAAAUGCCAGAUUUAAGUCACUCAUAAAGAUCGUUAUCGUAUAAGUAUUCGAACAGCUUGUAACGGACAGAGUUAGUCUGAGAUUUGAGUCAUCAACUAAAAAUCAUUCUCUCCCGCACGCGUUUCUUGGCUCAUCAGGUAUGUUCAAUAUACGUUUGUUGAUAAAACCUGAUUAAAAGGAAAACUAUAUCGAUAAAGCAAAUUGUCCAGAUUUUCAUACACAUGUUUUAUCACAUACUGAUCUUUUAAAAGAAGUUCAUUAUAGCAGAAAAUAUUCGCAUGUGCAUAAAACGUAUAUUUGCUAAUAAUUCGCUUAGUUACUAAUACACAGUUUUCCGUACUUUUGUUUGUAUUAUUAAAAUGAACAGUCUCGACUGUUCUUCCACAUAGAAAAGUGAAACAAAUCAUUAGUCGUUUGAAAAUAUGUGAUUUUACUACCCAAGCGUCAAAAAAAAUCUAGUAUCGCCCGAUUCAUCUAGAUUACUAGAUUUUUACUCGGUUGCAACUACUGUGUAACGACAGUGGAAAUCUAGUAACUGGGCGACUGCUAGAUUUUUUCUAGUUGCAACUAUCGAUUUAUCGCCCGAUAAUCGAUCGAUGUAACUACUGCUAGUUGCACGUGCAGACGCAUCUAGUUAAAAGUCCCUUUUCCAACUAGUAAUCUAGAUGGCAACUAGUCGUG